GCUGAUGAUGAUGACGAGGCUACGAAUUGCCACAAAAGGCGUAUAUUAGAGAGAGAGAGAUGAAUGUCUUGUAGUUUUGUUUUCAGAAGAAAGUAAUAAUUAAUCAAAACGACGACGAAGAAGAAGCUCUUUCAUCUUCCUCCGAUCCCGACUUUUGCUUCCGCCUCUUUUCCAUAGGUUGCGAUCAUUGUUAUCUACGCUUGGGAUGAUGAUGCGAACUGUCUCUCUACCACUCUCCCAUCAUAAGAUCCAUCGAGCUUCUGGAUACCAUUAUAGUGUUUCUUGUAAAAGUCGCGUGUAUCGGACACAGACAGGUCUUUCAUCAUGUUCCAUGAGACAAGACGUUUGGAGUCUUCAGCUUCUGGAGACCUUGCAUGGUUCAACACCCCCUGUAUCAUCUAGGUGUAAUGCGUUCGUUUGCCGAGCAGCUCUCUUUCCAGGGAGUGGAAGCCAACUCCCCAUUCUUAAAUCAACUGCACUAGUACUCACAAGGGCAUAUGAUGCUUUAAAUGGAAAUCCUCAUUUAGUGAAAUUAAUUCCAGCAGUUGCGAUUCUUGCAUUUGCUACGUGGGGGAUUAGACCCCUUCUAGGCGUAACCAGAGCUACCUUGUUUGAGAAGGGAAAUGAUUCAAAGAGCAGCAUGCAAUACACUGUUGUGUCAUAUCUUCAGCCUUUGCUGCUUUGGACUGGAGCACUCCUUUUCUGCAGAGCUUUGGACCCGAUAGUAUUGUCUUCAAGUGCCAGCCAAGCUGUUAAAACCCGCCUUCUUAGCUUUGCGCGGUCCAUAUCAACGGUGUUGGCAUUUGCCUGCUGUUUAUCAAGCCUACUUCAACAGGUGCAGAAAUUUAUUAUGGAGACAAAUAAUCCUGCCGAUACCAGAAAUAUGGGUUUCAGUUUUGCUGGAAAAGCUGUUUACACUGCUGCUUGGGUCGCUGCUGCUUCAUUGUUUAUGGAGCUUUUGGGUUUCUCUACCCAAAAGUGGCUAACAGCUGGAGGUCUGGGGACAGUACUGCUUACUCUCGCUGGUCGUGAGAUACUUACUAACUUUCUUUCAAGCAUUAUGAUUCAUGCUACACGGCCCUUUGUUCUGAAUGAGUGGAUCCAGACCAAGAUAGGAGGCUAUGAAGUUUCUGGCACAGUAGAGCACGUUGGUUGGUGGUCACCUACGAUUAUCAGAGGUGAUGACCGUGAAGCAGUUCAUAUUCCUAAUCACCAGUUCAGUGUUAACAUUGUGAGGAAUCUAACUCAAAGGACACAUUGGCGCAUCAAAACACAUCUUGCCAUCAGCCAUCUUGAUGUCAGCAAAAUUAAUAGUAUUGUUGCUGAUAUGCGCAAGGUGUUGUCAAAAAAUCCUCAAAUCGAACAGCAAAAAAUACACAGAAGAGUGUUUUUGGAGGAUGUAGAUCCAGAGAACCAAGCCCUUAGGAUUCUAAUAUCCUGUUUUGUAAAGACUUCACGUUUUGAAGAGUAUCUGUGUGUUAAGGAAGCAGUGCUCUUGGACCUUCUUAGAGUUAUUAGGCAUCAUGGGGCACGUCUAGCAACUCCUAUUAGAACAGUUCAGAGGAUGCGUAACGAGGCUGAGGUAGACAGUGCAGCAUUUUCAGACAUCGUUUUCAACCAGGCAGCUAUGAACCGUCGACUCAUGUUGAUUGAGCCAUCCUACAAAAUCAAUGGCGAUGAUAAUGCUAAGUCCUCUUCGCCUAACUCAGAGCAAAAAGGUGAAGAAAAAGACCCUGAAGGAGAAGCAUCGGGAUCCAAGGCUGAGACAGAAGACAACGGAUCAAACGCUAAAAAGGAGAAACCGAAAGUAGGUCUUGAUUCCAACUCUAGUACAGGCACUAAAGGUCCGACAACCGCAUCAUCGGACCAGCCUGUAGAACACAAAUCAGAAGAGAAGAAGAAAGAGAGUGCAGGAGAGUCAACUAAAUCAGAGAAGGAAGACGUGUCUGAUGGCGAAGGUGCAACACUGAAACCAAAAGCAAGACAAGGGACCGAGAAGAGCAAUGGAGAUGAGAAAGCUAGAGAUGUUCGUGGAUCUGGUACGAGUUCUUCGUUAACGGAGAAUAUUGUUCUCGGUGUUGCUUUGGAUGGCUCAAAACGUACACUCCCGAUUGAUGAAGAACCCGAGGCAUCUGGUUCGCUAAUGGAGUCUUAAGAACUUGGUGUUGGAUCGGAAUUAGUGAAUGAAAAGAGGUGUAAAGAAAAUUGUGUUCCAAGCAAUUUAGUACAUUUGUAGAAAGUAACAAAUGGAAAUGAAGAAAUGAGCCCUUUCACUAUGUAAAUAUAUCAGUAAGCUCAAAAGAUAAUUUGUUUCUGAGUGGAUAGUUUGAAGUUCCUUUGUGCUUUGAAAA
Molecule: messenger RNA, 2351 nt
Organism: Raphanus sativus (radish)
Lineage: Eukaryota; Viridiplantae; Streptophyta; Magnoliopsida; Brassicales; Brassicaceae
Product: mechanosensitive ion channel protein 3, chloroplastic
Exons: 14
Coding region: 206-2155 (649 amino acids)
Biological process (GO): transmembrane transport
Cellular component (GO): membrane
Source: RefSeq, a predicted model, not a curated record